Messenger RNA from Gryllus bimaculatus (two-spotted cricket), 405 nucleotides. The record is from the annotation of a GenBank genome assembly. NCBI's taxonomy places the organism in Eukaryota, Metazoa, Arthropoda, Insecta, Orthoptera, Gryllidae.
AUGCGUUUGAAGCGCAUCGCACAUUCCAGCAGCUCAUGCGUGCCAGCGCUGCGCGUACGAAGGCGCGGGAAACAUCUGAGAUAUGUUGAGUCACGCUCCAUCGCCACGCUGGCAUCCCGUCCAGCAGGCAGCAGCUCCGUCGCGGAGAUAGGAGAGCAUGUUCACUCUCCUAUCUCCGCGACGGAGCUGCUGCCUGCUGGACGGGAUGCCAGCGUGCGAUGGAGCGUGGCUGACAUAUCUCAGAUGUUUCCUCGAGCUUCGUACUGCAGCGCUGGCACGCAUGAGCUGCUGGAAUGUGCGAUGCGCUUCAAACGCAUUGCUAGUUACUUGAAGCCUCCGGACGUGAGCGAGCGUUUCAAAGGAAGUCAUCUUCCGCUGAUUGACGGGGACCAAGUGGUGAGUUAA